Coccomyxa subellipsoidea C-169 is the source of this 1497-nucleotide messenger RNA. RefSeq names its product MFS general substrate transporter. The coding region runs from base 1 to 1497 and encodes 498 amino acids. The record is from RefSeq and is a predicted model, not a curated record. Gene Ontology annotation, biological process: transmembrane transport. The transcript has 6 exons. Lineage: Eukaryota; Viridiplantae; Chlorophyta; Trebouxiophyceae; Coccomyxaceae. Gene Ontology annotation, molecular function: transmembrane transporter activity.
AUGCUCCUCAGUUGCGGGGUUGCUUUCAUAUCUUACCUGGAUCGCGCAAUUCUUGGCGUUACAAUCCUUCCAAUGGCAGCAGAAUUGGGCUGGGAUGAAUCCUUUGAGGGCGCCAUAAGCAGUGCUUUCUUUGUGGGCUACACGAUCACAAAUGUGGCAGCUGGCUGGCUUUGCAUGCGGCACACUGCGGUGACGGUGCUUCAGAUUGGGGUGUGGAGCUGGAGCCUCUUCACAAUGUUGACGCCUGCUGCUGCAAGAACCAGCAGGUGGCUCAUGGUGUUCACAAGGUUCCUCACAGGCGCUGGGGAAGGUGUCACCUUUCCAGCCCUCCAAAUGGUGGUCAGCAAUUGGGUGACCAUGCAAGAUUGUCGGCGGCUCAUCAGAGACAUUGGAUGGACAGGAGCCUCACUGGGGACGAUUACAGCAUAUGCUACAGCCCCUUUCAUUACAGAGCAGUAUGAUUGGCCUGCGGUCUUCACAAUCUAUGGUCUUGUGGGUUUUGUCUGGACGCUUCUAUGGUCUCUGCUGGUGACGGAGAAGCCUUUGGUGGAAGUGCAUGACUCCUUGGAAGAAACAACAAAGGAGCAGGAAGACACCUCAAAAGAUAUUCCAUGGACAUCUUUCGCCCGGUGCUUACCCUUGUGGGCAAUCAUAAUUGUUGAAACAUCCUCAGGUGUGGGGCAUUACAUGUGUUUCUUCUGGCAGCCCAGCUAUUACAGCGAGGUCUACGGUGAAAGCCUGCAGAAUGUAUCGCUGUACAGCAUCAUACCCUUUGUCGCUGCAGCUGUGUCGACAAAUGUGGCUGGCUGGACUGCAGAUGCAUUGGCCAGUCACAAGUACAUGGGCAUGACGUCGAUCAGAAAGACCAUGCAGGGGAUUGCCUCGUUUGGACCUGCUAUCUGUCUUAUUCUGUUAUCCUUUGAUGGCAAGAGUGCCUUGCAUGCCAUGGGAGUGUUUACUGCCAUAACAUUCUUCGCUGGAUGCCAUGCGGCCGGAUCUGGGUCCCAGCAUCUGGACAUUAAUGCGCGCUACGCAGCUGUAAUGUACGGCCUCACGAAUGGUAUAUCCAGCAUGCUUGAAGCCGGAGGCAUAGCAGCCACAGGCAUCAUUCUGCACAGGACGCAGUCUUGGUUCAUCAUGUUCCAAGCCGUGGCUGCCUUCCACAUCUUUGGGGGGCUGGUGUACAUAGUUGCACGACACGGCUGGUCAAAAUUUGGACACGCAUUUGCGAACGUUCGCGACACCGCGACACCGCGACACGCGUGUCCAGACCUGAGGACGUUAGUAACCAUGCAAUUGGGUGAUGACUACAGGUUACUAAGGCUGACGGAACCUCAAAAAGCUGUUUCCGGACCCGACAACGCAUCAAAACACAUCGGAAAUGUCUCUAAACACCUUUACAAGCAUGUUAUAUGUGUUUGGGGUGUUGUUGGGUCAUUUCCCGGCGUCCAAGCGGCCAAAAACGGUCAGAAACGGUCAAACGUAACCCUUACGUAA